Molecule: messenger RNA, 3812 nt
Organism: Symbiodinium necroappetens
Lineage: Eukaryota; Dinophyceae; Suessiales; Symbiodiniaceae
Source: the annotation of a GenBank genome assembly
GCGCCUCCACUGCGGAUGCUCUCUUGAGAGCUGCUGGGCACUGCUUUGAUAUUCGGGCUCUUUUGCGUCAGCACCGGAAAGAUCACACUGCCAAGCUUCUUGGGGAUGCUGAUGUCCCGAUGGUUGGGGGAAUGAUGUGCGGGUUGGACCUGCACAAAGCUUUCGAUGCUUUGCCGCACUCAGAGAUUCUUCUUUCACUGACGGAAGCGGGUGUUCCUUCUCCUCUUGCAGGUGUCAUUGCGCAAGCUCACAUGCAAACCAGAUGUGUGGUUCGUCAUGGGGGCGUGGAAAGGGAGGUGUGCAUGUCUCGGGGCUUGAGGCAGGGCUGUCCAAUUGCUCCAAUUGUGUAUGCUGCCUGGUCCUGUCGUCUUUGUCGGCUGGUCGAUCAACGGCUCGACAGGGAUUGGAUGGCCAAUCAUGGCACUCUUUUUGCCGAUGAUAUUUUCUCGUGCUGGGAGAUACGUACAGUUCAAGCCCUGAAAAGGGCGGUCCGUGACCUUCAUGCUCUCAUUGAGACACUGCAAUCACUAGGUAUGGAGGUGAACUGUCAGAAGUCCGUGGUGGUGUUGAAGUUGUGUGGCAAGGCGGUUGCUCAAGCUUGCAAGCAUCUAUUGGUGUGGCGGGAGGGAGUUCAGCUUCUUCGUCUUCGGGGGGAACACAACCAAAAUGACAUUUACAUCCCAUGCCAGAGCUCGAUGCCAUAUCUUGGCGCUGCACUGUCGUAUGACAACUUUGAGCUGCAGACCUUCAAAACACGAGCUGCCCAAGCAAAGUCGCGUUUUCAGGAGCUUCGGCGGGUCCUGUGCACGGAUGGGGCGAUUACCUGCAGACAUCGGCUUCGUCUGUACAAGGCCAUUAUUUGGCCUACUCUGUGGUACUCGCUGGCCAGUGUAGGGGUGACGAUUGAUGUUCUCAAAGGUGUCUGUUCGCUUCUUGCUGUUCAGUUACGCAAGGUUCUCAGGAUUCACGAGGAAGGCAUAAGCAAUAAGACUGUGCUUGAACAAGCAGGGCUGGAUCCGCAUGCCUUCUUCCGGUGGCAGGCUGUGAGCAAAGGGGAGUCCAUACUCUCAGACCGCAGGCGAGCCGAGAACAUCAAGGUGCAGGAGAGCAAGCACUGUUAUCGGGUACAUCAAUGCCUGCUCCAGUUUGAGGACACUUCCACAUCGAUGAUGACCACCUUGGUGAGGGUGCCGAACGUCGAGGCAGUGUCGGUUGCCUGUCCAGUGUGCGGUGUCUACUACGACUCACAGGCCAGCCUCCAGAUGCACAUGAAGCACAAGCACCAGGAGGUGAACGUGAAAGCAAGGCUCCAUUUUCGACGUGAUCUUCAUGCAUUGCAUGGACUGCCUAUUUGUCGAUUCUGCCAGAUUCGGUUAUUCGAUUGGCGCUCGCUUGAGAAGCACAUCACGGAGGGCACCUGCCCCAGAAUCAAGGAACUGGUGGCUCAAGGGUUGAGUGAAUCUGCUAUGCUCCAGGUUGUUGAGAGAGAGGAGAAGACCGCGGCUGCGCCGGUGGCGCCGCCGAAAGCUACCACUCAACAGACCUUGAUUGAGAAGAUCGACGAGGCUUUGAAGGUCACGCCCCAGGAACUUGAGACUCAUGGAGGGCGUCUGCGUAUUCUUGCAACGCAUUGUGCAUUGUGCAGGCAGCUCGUUGCGGAUGGCAGCAAGAUGAAGAAUCAUUGGCAGCGCACUCAUGUCCAUGAAUGGGAUCGUGUCUCCUCUGGUGCGAUUGCAGGCUCCAAGAGUUUGUCGGCCACCUUCAGCCGGCCCUGUGUAUGCUGCGGGAGCCAGGCGAAGAGCUCUAGGGAUCACUCGGGCAAGUGCACUUCGAUGUUUCAACUACUUGCAGUUCGUGAGCUCAGGCAGAAGAGCUUUUCUCCUGAACCGAGCAGGGGCCCCUCAGAGAAACAGUCUAGUACUGAUCCACAAUACAAAAGCUUUGAUGUGGCCAAGACUCCAAUUGGGCAGUUCUUCAAGCGGUCCUCCAACGGCAGCGAUGGACCCAGCAAGUCAGUGGGUGUCAAACAGAGCAAGCCUUCCUCUGCUGUGGUCAUAAGGAGCGAGGAGAGUGGUCGCUCCCAGGGAAGCGCCGAGGAUCUACCUGAUCUAUGGCUGCCUCGCCUCGUCCUUGGCAAUCCCAACAACCACUGCUACAUGAACGCCUCGGUGAUAGCGCUGUUACAUGCAGCACAGGUCUAUGGCUGUUCUACCAGGGCUUUGUUGUCUUUGCGGGGCGUUGGACCUUUGAUGAUCGUCAGCAUGAUGCCCUGGAAUUCUCGUUGGUCCUUGCGAGAGGCGAGAGGCCUCCAACUCGAGGAAAAUUUGGUGUGGGAGGCGAGAUAUGUUGAUCCUGCUGGGAUCCAGGUUCCUCACACUGGCUUUCAGCCCAUCUCCCGGAAGCUCCGGAUCGAGGCAUGCUCUCUUCAGGCUUUAGUGCAUGACUGGUCUUCCCAGGGCUAUGUUCAUGCGGUCGUCAUGCAGGCUGGUCCUCUACUACUGCACAUUGUUCGCAAUGCGGAGGCGGGCAAAAACUGCACUCGGGUCUUCCUGGAGGCGACUGUCAGGAUUCCUUUCUUCGUUGAGGGUGUCAGUGUCGAGUGGCGGCCGUACAAGGUUGUGUCCGUUGUUGAGCACCAUGGCGCGAGCGUCGACUCGGGGCACUAUCGCUCGCUCCUCAAAACCUCUGAUGGCUGGUUGCAUUCGGACGACAGCAUUGUUGCCGCCCCUGCUCUCUGGAGUGCCGAACGUGAAGCAUUGAUGUAUCUUUUGUGGCUGGUGCCGGCUCAAGAAGCAGGAGUGGAGCAAUACAUGCCGGCGGGCAUACAGCUUCGACCGGGCACUCCCACGGCGCUUUCGGACGCCACCACGGUCGAGGAGCGCGAUCCCAAAGCCCCGCGCUUUGCUGACCCCAAGAAAAAUGGUGGUGGUGGUGGUGGCAAAGGCCGCGAAGGCCAGGCCAGCGGCUCCAAGGAUGGCGGGGGCAAUGGCAAUGGGGGUGGAGCUCAUCAGGGCAUGAAGCGCAACUACCAGCCCUGGCGGCGCACUGGUGGAUGGAAGAAAGAUGAGUGGCGUGAUGAUUGGUUCUCGGCCAAGGAUGGUGCCACCGCCUCGGCGACGGACAUGCAGGAAGUGCACAAGGUGCUAGGCGUGUUGCAAAGGCUGGCCCUGCGACACGAAGACUCCAUCAAUCUGCUGAAGUUGGAGUACAGCUUCGUGGCCCACAUGAAGAUUGGAGUGCCUGCCUCUGUGGUAGGGAUGCUGUAUGUGGCGGCGGAUGGAUGGAGAAAACUCAAGGAGAGCGAGCCUGCGAAGCUGGAUCGGCCCAUGAGCACCUCCCUCUUUGUCUGCUUCUUUGCUGAGCUGAAGGCCCGCCUCACUGGCUUGGAGCAACAGCCUGAUGAUGUGGAAAAGAUGGCGGCAAUGGGCUGGCUCAAUCCGGGCCCUCCCAUGACCUGGGCAUACUUGAAGUGGGAUCAGGGCAAUCAACGAAAUGUUGUUGACACGGACAAGCCGCCGCUCCGGACAGCCGAAAUCCUUGAGCAGGUGGACACUUUGUUGGCCAAUGUGGUGGCCAACAAUAGCCUGGCCCGCUUCCACCCCACCCGGCCUCUCUCCAGCGAUAUGCAGGGGGACAACGUCGUCUUCUUGAUCCAGGUGGGCACCGCCACAGACUCCCCGGUGAAUCUCAGGAAUGGCCUGCAAGCAUUGUGUCACAACUCGGUGCUGCAAGUUGUGGCGACGCAGCUCAAGGCGGACAGGCCUAUGCGUUCGGCCCUGGCCAACAACCUGGCUGCGACCAUCAGGCGCUGA